Molecule: messenger RNA, 3490 nt
Organism: Caenorhabditis sp. 36 PRJEB53466
Lineage: Eukaryota; Metazoa; Nematoda; Chromadorea; Rhabditida; Rhabditidae
Source: the annotation of a GenBank genome assembly
AUGACAGAAAGUUUGGGCCAUCAUCAUCUUGCAGACGAUAUGAACGUUGAGACGUACAUGGAAGUUCGGGUGAGUAAAAUAAUUGAUGAAUUCAGAAGAGUCGAAAUUAGUUCCGCUAGGAAUUGGCUAACAAUUUUAAGCAUUCCACGAAUAAGCCCAAAAUGUUUCAGCCGCACCAGCCGCGUUAUCUGUGUCCGUACGGAUGUAACAAGCUGAUCGCCAGUCGAACAAUCGAUUAUCACAAAAACAACGGCUGCGGACGUCGGCUCAACGACACUGUCACCGCACAUCCUGAGCUCAAGAAGCGAUUUUACUGUUGCGGAGCAUGCUUGGCCGAAUUCGUGACGAGAUCCGAAUUUCACGCACAUUUACGCGUCGAACACGAUGUCCAUCCAGAAGUUAACACCAUGCAGUUUGCCGAUCGAGCAGCUUUUGAGGUGAACAUUUAAGAAAAAUUUCCCUGCAAGCACCUGCAAACUAUGAUCAACAAGACUUUGAGCAAAAAACAAGAGACGACAAUUUCCGCGCGCUCUUUUUUUGAUCUACGGGACGCGAAAAUGUUUCGUUUUCAAACGCCUUUCUGAGUUUUUGGGGAGAAUUUUGAGCUUUUGCGGAAAACUAUAGCCUCACGGUUGUUCGUGUGACCAUGCGCUACAGAAUGAUAUCGGAGAAGUAGUGAAAAACUGAGAAAAUGAAAAUUCGGCGAUUCUAGACGUACCCUUGUGUCCAACGACACUCCACUCAUAGCGGCGCGCGAUUUUUGAAAGAUCGCUUUCGGGAAGGCAGUGCGGCGAUGGCAGCCAACCGAGCGAUCCGCCGAAAAAAAGAAAAUCCUCGGGACGGACGGACCGUCGAGAGGAAAGACCGCAACGCGACACCAGACUACGAACACGUGUGUUUAUGGUCGAGGUGUCAGUCGCAAACAUCCUUUGAUCUCUGUGACGUGCCUCAAAAGUCCAUGACCCGGCCAGAAAUGCUCGCGCGAGUACCGCAACGCAAGUCUCGGUUGGCAAAUCUCUCGGCAGAUCGGUCCUUUCUUUCCUCCUCGUCCUGCCUGCCUGCCUUGCCGAACCGCAACGCGUCGCAGCACACGCACACUUUAAAGGCGCAUCCACUUUUAGAUAAAACUUUGUCGCAUCGCUGCGAGACCCUCUGACCUACCCCCGCUAACAUUGUAAGUAUGUGGUUCUCGGUUGUUCUUCUCGUUAAUUGUUAGUGUCACUUUUUUUUAGCUGAGCGGGACACGAGUCAUCAUGAUGAUAAGAGAGCGGGGUUUAUUUCUUCGAAUUAGAGUUGGCAAAAAAAUUAGACGCCCCCACGCCGUGGAUACAGCGAAACCUUUCAAAAACGGGUAUUUUUCAGAGGGGGUCGUCUUCUCGCCCCAUUGCCAACCCUACUCCGAAUUUCCAUGGAAACUCGGGGAAAUAAACAGACAAACCCGUGAAGACCUUUAUUAAUAUGAAUGUAUUUCAAUUUUACAGCGCUUCCGAAACUGGCUUGAAUCCGAAGGAGGAGCCCAUUUCCGUCACAAAUCGGGCGCAAAACGUCGCGGACGCGGCAAAGGAAUCUUUUUGGCGUGUAAUCGCAGUGGAUAUGUCAGCUCGGAUAAGAAUGCGCCUCUGGACAGGACAGGACCGUUCCGACUUGGAUACACGUGCACGGCAUACAUUCACGCAACCGAACACGCCGAUGGGUAAAUAAAUUUCAAUACUUUCCAUUAGAAAAUACAGCAGAAGUGGGCGUGCUGGCUAUUUUCGGAAUUUAAAGAAACCACUCUCAUGCCCGUAUCUGAGACAGAGUUAUCUAGUUUUUUUUGCCACAAAUUUAUUGAAAAAUGCAUUCAGACACGUCUCCGCGGAAGUAUGCGGCGAUCACUACGGCCACGACGCCCGAAUGCGUCUUCCCAACGUCAUCAAGUAUCUGGUGGCCCAAAAGCAGCUCGAAGGGUGCCCGUCGAUGGAGAUUCUCGGCUACCUACGUCACCAUUUCCAUCGUUUCGCCGGCGAGAGCAUCUUUGCAAAUCGCGUCUGUUUCAUCGAUAUGGAAGAGCUAAAAACCAUUUACAUGUCGUGCACAAAAAAGUGGCAGAAGGAGGGAAUCCCGAAAAUUGUCGAAAUUUGGGAGGAGGAAUUGCUGGAUAAAGUGGGAAUUGUGUGGCCGAUUCCUUCGCCGAACUCUUCUCCCGUCUAUCAUCAGCACCAUCAUCAAAUGCACAACCUUCAUCAUCAUCAGAAUCGCAUCAGAAAACCGACGACGUCGGAAAUCGCGUUGCAGGAAGGAUGGCCGCGGCCGAGAGUUUUCACGGCUAAAGUUCGCGGCGAAAACGGAGUUAUGGUUCCGUUUGACAUUGGCGGAACAACUGGAGGAGUGCCAGAUGCUCAGUACGCACAGGAAGAGAUGGAAGAUCCGUCGUAUAUAGACAUGGAAAUGGAUGAGUACGAAGAGGAGGCGUACGUACAGGAUGGACAAAUGGUCGUGGACGAGGGGGAAGAGGUCGUCGAAGAGUAUCAUCAGAAUCAUCGGCAAGAAAUGGGAAAUUCUCAGAUUAUGUUUGUACACCUCAAGGAAAGUAUUGAAUAGUUUAGUUUUUCCAGAGAAAACGACGAAAUAGAAGUGGAAGUAGAGAGCGAAGUGGUCGUUUCAUCGGUGGAAGAUGAGAAUAUUGUGAUUGAAGAAGAACAGGAGAAAAUAAGCGGAGAGCACGUGGUUCUCGAGUGUGAGUUCAUGGAGUAACAAGAGCGUUUACGUGGUAGAACGGAACUUCUUUCAGCUCCUACCAACGAAAUUGUGAUAGUGGAUGGAGAUGAAGAAGACGAAGAGGAAGAAGGAGUAGUGGAGGAGGAGCGGAUUCAUCUGAAUCACUUGAAUCAUCUGAAUGUCCAUCACCACCAUCUCGGGCAUCAUCAGCACUUCCAAAAGGAGGAGGAGCACGGUCAAUCGAGCUCGUCGCAGAGUGAGUUUUCUUAGUUGAAAAUUGGAAUGUUUCAGUUGAAAGUGUUUAAAAAUGCGAGACUGUGACCGACAUUUCUCCUGAGAAAUUCUUUUCAGUCGGCGAACCACGUUAUAUAGAGGCAGCAAAAGUGGAACAGAUCGAGCAGAUUAUGGAAGAGAUAGAGGCGUUCAAAAUUACUAUAUUGGUAAGCAUUUUAAGCGAGGAAUAGCACCUUUCUACUUUUUGUUUCAGAAACGCGCCGACCAAAUCUCUCCUGGAAAUCUGAAAUCUCUUCUAAUUCGCUUCCAAACACUCCACCAAUCGGUCAUGGAGAAGGACAGUUCGCAACCGGCCGCCACCUCGCUUACCGUAUUCCCAAAUCGCGCCAAAUACCUGUACAGGCCGGGAAAAGGCCUUGAGAAGCCGGAAUCCGAGUAUCUGUCCGGACGAUGUGGAGAUGUCACUUUGCAACCGAUCGAGGAUGAAAUUAGCGACGACGAGGAGCUGAUGACGUCCUCGCUGACUGUUUUGCCGUUCAAUUCGUGCAUUUGGAGUUGA